Molecule: messenger RNA, 668 nt
Organism: Pectinophora gossypiella (pink bollworm)
Lineage: Eukaryota; Metazoa; Arthropoda; Insecta; Lepidoptera; Gelechiidae
Product: histone H2B
Exons: 1
Coding region: 214-588 (124 amino acids)
Cellular component (GO): nucleosome
Molecular function (GO): DNA binding; structural constituent of chromatin; protein heterodimerization activity
Source: RefSeq, a predicted model, not a curated record
GUCGGUCGCGGUGUAUAGCGGCGAUAGCGAAUCUACCCGUCCCGCUUUAUUACCACCGAGGGACGCGAUUGGUCCGUUUAAUGCGCGCAAAGCCCGCUAGUAGCGUACCGAAAACUUGAUGUAGGUUCGAUUUUUUCGACCGGCGCGCACACGUCUCGUCCCGAGUCUAUCGUAUAACGCACACGCUCUCAGUUUACUCGUUCAUUAGUCGAAAUGCCACCCAAGACAAGCGGAAAGGCAGCUAAGAAAUCUGGCAAAGCCCAGAAGAACAUCUCCAAGUCUGACAAGAAAAAGAAGAAGCACAAGAGGAAGGAGAGCUACGCCAUUUACAUCUACAAGGUGUUGAAACAAGUACACCCCGACACCGGUAUCUCUAGCAAGGCCAUGUCCAUCAUGAACUCGUUCGUGAACGACAUCUUCGAGCGUAUCGCCGCCGAAGCAUCGCGUCUCGCUCACUACAACAAGCGUUCAACUAUCACAUCGAGGGAGGUGCAGACCUCCGUGAGGCUCCUUCUGCCCGGUGAGCUCGCCAAGCACGCAGUAUCCGAGGGCACCAAGGCCGUAACCAAGUACACCAGCUCCAAGUGAAGCGUCCACCGACCGACUACAUACACAGGCAGACGACUAAAACAAUCUGCCGUGCGUGUGUGUUCGCGCCAAACGUACAA